Aplysia californica (California sea hare) is the source of this 798-nucleotide messenger RNA. RefSeq names its product zinc finger CCHC domain-containing protein 9. The record is from RefSeq and is a predicted model, not a curated record. The coding region runs from base 186 to 791 and encodes 201 amino acids. Gene Ontology annotation, molecular function: nucleic acid binding; zinc ion binding. The transcript has 7 exons. Lineage: Eukaryota; Metazoa; Mollusca; Gastropoda; Aplysiida; Aplysiidae.
GCAGAGGCAAAUGAAUGACUGAAAUGAUGGCAUUGUAACUGUUGGCCCAAGUCAUUGGCAUGCCAUGAACCAUGGACAGAUGGCACUAUUAGUACUAAUCUAGUUGUGGAAAGACAAAUGGUGGUGGAAGUAAUGAUGAUGCUGUAGUGGUGGUGGAAAGACGAGAUACACUACUAACUUACAGAAUGACGCGCUUUGCACGCCGAGGGUUUGACAACAGAAAAUUAAAUGAAGCGACACCAUGGGCAGAGAUGAGGAAAGGUCCCAAAAAUGGAAGAGUUCAGAGAUGGAAUUUCCAAGAACAACGCCGGGAAGAACGAAGGUUGAAAAGGCAGGCAGAAAGAGAAGCAAAAAAUGUGUGCUAUAACUGCCGUAAUCCAGGCCACAAGAUGUCAGACUGUCCAUUCUUAACAGAAGCCAAUCAGCAGGGAACUUGCUUCAAGUGCGGCUCCACAGAACACACAGCUUCUUCAUGUUCCGUGAAAAUACCCAAAGGCUCUUUUCCAUUUGCACAGUGUUUUAUUUGUGGAGAAAAGGGGCACAUAUCCAAACAGUGUCCGGACAACCCGAGAGGACUUUACCCUAAAGGUGGCUCUUGCAAGCAGUGUGGGUCAGUAGAGCAUUUGAAGAGGGACUGUCCAGAAUUUCUCAAGAGGAGAGGCAUCACUGAGAUAACCGUGGAUACCCUAGGAGAAGGACAAAGUGCAGACGCUGAGCCCAUCGCCUCUUCGUCCAAAGUUGCUGAUGACGACACGAGUAAAAAGAAAAAGAAUAAAGUUGUCAAGUUCUGAGAACAAA